Messenger RNA from Trypanosoma cruzi, 239 nucleotides. RefSeq lists its product as uncharacterized. The transcript has a single exon. Lineage: Eukaryota; Euglenozoa; Kinetoplastea; Trypanosomatida; Trypanosomatidae. The annotation marks the transcript as partial. The record is from RefSeq and is a predicted model, not a curated record.
CUCAAAAGGUCAAGGCUGCGAAGUGUCUGCUGGAGUGCGGUGCCGACCCCAACCAACCCCGUCAAAGUGAUGGUCGUCCCCCAAUAUUUAUGGCUCUCGAAGAUGAGUCGCUUGUGGAAGCUCUGGUAAAACAUGGCGCGGACUUGUUUAAGACAUUCCAAGGAUGGCGGCUAGACGCCCACCCAGAUACGUCGCCGCCCAUAGCGCGAAUGAUUAAGAAGCUCCGACAGAGCAUGUGA